UAUUCCAGUCGGUGAUGUAAUGAUCUGUAGACGGGACUUUACCAUUGCACUAAUCUACAAAGGGGUGCUGUGGGUCGUCAGUAACCAGCGUGGCAGCUGUUGUUUAGGUGUCCUGCCUUUUUUUUUAUUUACCGGGAUAGUUGUAAUAUCACAGCAUUGUCAAAAUGUCUAGCAAAAGGGCUAAGGGAAAAACCACCAAAAAGCGCCCCCAGCGGGCCACGUCAAACGUGUUUGCCAUGUUCGACCAGUCCCAGAUCCAGGAAUUCAAAGAAGCCUUCAACAUGAUCGAUCAGAACCGUGAUGGCUUCAUUGAUAAGGAGGAUCUGCAUGAUAUGUUGGCUUCAUUGGGUAAGAACCCCACAGAUGAAUACCUCGAGGCGAUGAUGAAUGAAGCCCCUGGUCCCAUUAACUUCACCAUGUUCCUCACAAUGUUUGGAGAGAAGCUUAAUGGCACAGAUCCUGAAGAUGUUAUCAAAAAUGCAUUUGCUUGUUUUGAUGAGGAGGGGACGGGUUUUAUUCAGGAGGACUACCUGAGGGAGCUCUUGACCACUAUGGGGGACAGGUUCACAGACGAAGAAGUAGACGAGCUGUUUAGAGAGGCCCCUAUUGACAAGAAAGGCAACUUCAACUAUGUAGAGUUCACUCGCAUCCUGAAACACGGUGCUAAAGAUAAGGAUGAUUAGAAAACGGCCAAACACUACUGAAACUAAUGAAAACUACACUGUAACACUAUGACAUGUAUAAUUGUCUUCUUUUCCCCACAUUUAUGGGCUAGUGCAAAGGGAUACGUUAAUCAAGUCAAAAUCAUUUGACUCUACUGUACCUUCUCUUAAACAGUAGACUUGUACAUAACUAUGAAGUAAACAGACAUGUAAUCUGUGGUAAACCUCAAAGUGAAUGAAUGCUGUUCUGGGAUGUAAAUGUUGAGAAAUAAAUUCCGGAAUUAUUCAAUGUA
Cyprinus carpio (common carp) is the source of this 955-nucleotide messenger RNA. RefSeq names its product myosin regulatory light chain 2, smooth muscle minor isoform. The record is from RefSeq and is a predicted model, not a curated record. Gene Ontology annotation, cellular component: cytoplasm. Gene Ontology annotation, molecular function: calcium ion binding. Lineage: Eukaryota; Metazoa; Chordata; Actinopteri; Cypriniformes; Cyprinidae.